Zymoseptoria tritici IPO323 is the source of this 387-nucleotide messenger RNA. RefSeq lists its product as uncharacterized. Gene Ontology annotation, cellular component: cytosol. The record is from RefSeq and is a predicted model, not a curated record. The transcript is spliced from 4 exons. Lineage: Eukaryota; Fungi; Ascomycota; Dothideomycetes; Mycosphaerellales; Mycosphaerellaceae. The coding region runs from base 1 to 387 and encodes 128 amino acids.
AUGGGACUCAAGGACGACUCCUGGCCAUCAUCCGCGGCCUUUGAUGCCAUCUCAGACGCUCUCAACUCCGACAAAGAACGCAAGGAUGCCGUGAAGCAGGGUGGCGCCGUCUUCGCUUUCAACCUCAAGAACGCACAGGGUCAGGAGCAGGCAUGGCACAUUGAUUUGAAGGAGACUGGCAAGGUCGGCAAGGGCGCCGCGCCAGAGGGCAAGAAGGCGGAUGUCACCCUCAACCUCACCGAUGCGAGCUUCCAGCAGCUCAUCGAUGGCAAGGCCAACGCACAGAAGCUGUUCAUGAGCGGCAAGCUGAAGGUCAAGGGCAAUGUCAUGAAGGCUACCAAGCUCGACCCAAUCCUGAAGAAGGCGCAGAACAAGGCCAAGAUCUGA